Messenger RNA from Colius striatus (speckled mousebird), 936 nucleotides. It is a transcript of the gene DHRS7C, whose product is annotated as dehydrogenase/reductase 7C. The transcript is spliced from 6 exons. Bases 1 to 936 code for a protein of 311 amino acids. Gene Ontology annotation, biological process: regulation of release of sequestered calcium ion into cytosol by sarcoplasmic reticulum. Gene Ontology annotation, molecular function: all-trans-retinol dehydrogenase (NAD+) activity. The record is from RefSeq and is a predicted model, not a curated record. Gene Ontology annotation, cellular component: sarcoplasmic reticulum membrane. Lineage: Eukaryota; Metazoa; Chordata; Aves; Coliiformes; Coliidae.
AUGGGUAUUCUUGCUGUACUUGCUCUACCACUGCUUUUCUUAGGGAUCAGUGGAAUCAUUUCCAUUUACCAGUCAGUCAGGUGGCUAUUUUCCAAGUCAGCUGUGCAAAACAAGGUGGUGGUGAUCACAGAUGCCACCUCUGGACUGGGCAAGGAAUGUUCUCGGGUGUUUCACACAGGAGGAGCAAGGCUUGUGUUGUGUGGCAGGACAUGGGAAAAGUUAGAAGCCUUGUAUGAUGCUUUAAUUAGUGUGGCAGACCCCAGUGUGACAUAUGCACCAAAACUCAUACUUCUGGAUAUCUCUGACAUCAUCUGCAUUCAAGAUGUAGCUAAGGAAAUCCUGAACUGCUAUGGCUGUGUAGAUAUUCUCAUCAACAAUGCAAGUAUGAAGGUCAAAGGAGCAGUGCAGAGCAUUUCAUUGGAACUUGAUAAAAAGAUAAUGGAUGCCAACUAUUUUGGACCUAUAACAUUAACCAAAGCCAUUCUUCCCAACAUGAUCUCAAGAAGAACUGGCCAAAUUGUUCUAAUUAAUAGUAUCCAAGGAAAAGUAGGAAUCCCAUUUCGUGCAGCUUAUGCUGCUUCUAAGCAUGCUGCUGUAGGCUUUUUUGAUUGUCUUAGAGCUGAAAUGGAAGAGUUUGAUAUCUCUGUCAGCACUGUGAAUCCAACCUUCAUCUGUUCAUACCAUCGCCAGCCAGCACCUGGCAACUGGGAGGCAUCUAUUUGGAAAUUCUUUUUCAGAAAGGUGGCAUAUGGUGUGCACCCAGUGGAGGUGGCAGAAGAAGUCUUGCACACAGUGAGCAGGAAGAAGCAGGAGGUACUUAUGGCCAACCCUAUCCCCAGAGUGGCAGUUUACAUUCGCACCUUCUUCCCUGAGCUGUUCUUUGCCAUUGUGGCCUCAGGGAUUAGAGAAAAGCCAAAGACAGAAGAGGAAAACUGA